AUGUCCCAGCUGGUGGCUCAGCACUGGGCUCGCCCGAGGAGCCCAUCCCUGCAUUCAUGUCCUCCAGCCCGAGUUGUCAGGGGCCUCUGGUGCCCUCACUGACCAGGCACAUCCAAUCAGCUGCCCUCCUCGUUUCCUCCCCCAUGGGACAAGUGUGAUGCCGCUUUCCUGUCUGUCCCUGUUUGGAGCACAGAGUCUUCGAGAGCAGGCCAGGUCUGUCUGGAGCUGCUGUGUCCCCACCAUGGUGCCCGGGUCAGAGGUUCAGGGAACGCAUGCCUGAAGGUGAGGGCGGGACUGCUGUCCGUUUGACAGAUGAGAAAACCAAGGGCGGGAGAGCUAAUGCGACCUCUGUGGGGCCUGGCCCUGCGAGCGACCUGCUCUCAAGCCAGGUUGAGGGGCUGGGGCUGUUCUGGAAGCCCGGCCUGGAGAACACUGUUCCCACCUGCUGGGGGAAGGGCGGCCCAGUCUGGAUAUCCUCUGCCUGUGUGGGGCCCGGCCCCCUGCCUCAGAGGCCCUGUUGGGGAGUCUGACUGAGGGGCUCAAGACCCACGCACUGGCCCCACAGCCCAGGGGUUGGGGACCCAGCCCCAGAGCUGGGGCCGGGAGUCUGGUGGGCAGUUGGGUUGGCCUGCUGCCUGGCCUCCCCUCCUCCUGGGCCUGGGUGCUUUGUCCCAGGGGCAGGCUGAGUUGCCAGGGUGGUGGCAUGCCUGAAGUGGGUGUUCCCUGGCACCGCCACUUCCCCCGGUGCCCUGCAAACAGGAUCUGGGCAGUGCAAGGACAGACGGCUCCCUUCAGGCUGUCGGGGGUUGGGGGCCCUGGGAAGAGCCGGCGCCAGCCUGAGGGGCAUGAGGCCGGAGGGGCUGGUGGCUGGCCUUGGCGGGCACGGAAGCAGCUCGGUAGGAAGCCUUCUUGGGAGCAAGUGGGGCAUUGUCCCUGGCCUCCGUCUGGCCUCAUUGAGGCAGCCCUGGGGCUCAGGCCAUUCUUGGGCAAAACAGCCUGGCAGCCUCUGCCCACCCCUCCGGCCUGGCCCUGCUGCCAGCUUCCGCCCAGCUGGGCUGCGAAUGGCUUCUGCAGCCUUUGCCUAGGCCCUCAGCCACAUCUGGCUCAGCCAGUGCCCACUCUGCCCUUGCCACACUCCCCCAAGGGACUCCAUGUCCCCCUCAAGCCUCGUCCCUGUUCUCUGCCACAUCCCCUCCUGGCCGUGCCUUUGGCUGCCCAGCCCUCCCUCCUCUGAGCACUGGCCCUGGCUAGGUUAUGCUGGCCUGCCUUCUCCUGGAGGCUUCGGGGGCCCCACCAUGUCCUGAACUCAGCAGGGUGCUUUGGUUGGGAAGGUCUGGCUCCCUCUGUUGCUGUGCCCAGGCCUUCGAGGCCGCACCCCACAGUGCCCGGCUGCUUUCCUGGCUUCUGUGCCACGGCCCUUCCCUGCACCCACCUCACUCCUGGGAGGCUCUCGUGGUAUCAGGGUGAAGUCCCACCUGAGUGAGCCAGCAUGCCUGGGCGCUGACCCCUCCUCCUGGCAGGGCAGCUGUGCCAGCUGUGGUUGGCAGUGCGCUCCUUCUGGGACAGGAGUGGCAUGCUGCGGCCAGGGGGUCUGAGGCCUUCUGGCGUGUUUCAUGCCCUGCACUGACGGCUGGCUGACCCCGGGCCUUAGUGUCCUCUUCUUGAAUGGGGUUAUAACUCCUGCCUCACAGUGUCGUGAGGAUCAGCCUUGCUCACAAAAGUGAGGCACCUGGCCAGGGUGCUGAGCAGGUGCAGGUGAGGCAGGCAGGCUCUGGGUGGCCGGGGGCCAGUCAGAUUCUCUUUUGGGGAUUUCCACGGCUCCCCUGUGAAUGGGACGCAUGAGAGCACCUCCUCAUGGACUCGUGUGGCAUCCAGCGACGUGAGUGGUGCCGAGUCUCAGGACACUGGCUCAGCACCUGUGAGGGCUGGGCUUCUCGUUCUUUCCCCCUCAGUGAAGGGUGGGCUGAUCCUGUGGGGGUCCUUGACUGGGGACAGGAGACAGGGUUUCUGGUCUGGCUUGCUGGGACGUGCUGAGGUCAGGGCAGGGCUGGGGUGAUGACGCACUGGACCGGGCCAGCCCUGGGUGAGGACGGCUUCAGCAGGUGUGCAGCCUCCCCUAGGCAGGGAACAGGUGGGCGUCUACAUCUUAUGGAGCGUGGCGAUGCUCGGCCUGACAUGUGGUCAGCAUCGGGCUCUGAGGUCAGGUAUGGGCAGGAAGGUCAGGACGGGAGCACCUGGCUGGCCUGGUGGGGCCGUGGGCUGGCUGUGGGGUGGAGGAGCAGGAGCAGCAUGGGGGAAGCCAGAGCACAGCCUGGCAAAGGCAUGGAGGUGGGAGGCAGCCUGGGUGAAACAGGCAGAACCCCCAGAGAGCAAGGGCGUGGGGCAGGGGCGCACCAAGAGCUGAGGCUGGGGCAGGACAGGGCCCAGCUCCCAGACACCUUGGGUGCCGGUGUGGGCACAGGGGCCACUGCUGGCUGGGGCAGUACUGGGGAGGGCUGGACCAGCGCAGGAUGGGGGUUGAGUUGGACACUGGAGGGAAGUGGAAGCGUGGGGCACCUGGAGGGUUUGGGUUGGUACAGCUUAGUACCCUGUGGCCCCUUGUGAUCUCCCAGCGAUGGGGGGCUUGCACACACUGGGUUCCAGGUGUCCCGAGUGGCUGGCCAGGCGGGGCUGUUAGUAGGCAGAAGACACGUGUUCCCAGACCAGCCGCCUCUGCCUGCGGUGACUCGGUGGCCCCUCCCACAGGUUGGCCUUUGUCUCUGUGUUGGCUGAGCAGACACAGGUGUUUCAUGUUCCCGUGUGCAGCGAAAUGAAAUUGUGAAUUUGGUCAGGUGGUCUCUUUGGUGGCGACUGAGCAGCUCACGAAUCUUCACUCCCCUCCGCGUGCCUGGCCGGAGCAGAGGGAAUUUGGGCAGCCUUCCAGUCCCCCCCGGGGGCCCCAGCUCUGAUUCAGCUGAGCUCUUUCAGACUUGAAUCUCUUCCCUCCUCCCGUGAGUGCUCCUACCUCUCAUGAGCCCUCCUCAAGCUUCCUGUGCUCCCCCUUGUCCUGAAACCCAGCAGACCCCGCUGCCCUUUGCAGUGAUGGCCGCUGGCUGCUCCUCCUUGUCCUGAAACCCAGCAGACCCUGCUGCCCUUUGCAGUCUCAUGGAGCCUCUGCCGUGGCUUUUGUGACCUCUGGUUAACAUCCCCCCAACUUGUCCUCAUCUCCUAUGUUGUCUGUGGGGCCCUCUCCUCUCUCCACAGAGGCUUCGCUCCCUGGGAGUUCUCUUCCUUACAACUGUCCCUACACAGUGGACUCCCCUUCUGCAUCUAGCCCCACCUCCAGGGCUUUGGGUAUCUGCCUGCCUGCGGGAGCCCCUCUGCGCUCAUCCCUGCACACGGCUCCCCUCACUUUCUGGCAUGAGGAAGUCAAAGCACUGUCCUCGUGCCUUCUGGGCCAGAACCUGGGGCUUGUCCUUGACUCUCCCUGGGUUCAGUGCCAAUCCCUAGCUCCACCCUCCCUCCCUGCCCAGGUCCUGGUUUCUGCCACCACCUGCUCACUGCCUUGCCAGCCCCUCACGUGCCCCCAGCAGCUUGCUCUCGAUCCUGAAGCAGAGGGAGCUCCCCAAACACAAGUCUCAUGUCAGGCCUGACUGACCCCCCUCAGUGCCUCACCAUCAUUUUAGGUGAUGCCAAGUAGUACCCUGUGCUGAGGACCCCCUUGAGCCACUUUCUUGGGACUGCUGGACCCUCCCCACCUGGGGUUUGAGCACCCCUCCCUGAGUUCUCUGAAAGCCUCUGCAGCAACCCUUGCCCAAGACGGCUUGUGCUGGCUCCUCCAUGGAAGUUCAUGUCCUGAGGCCGGGACAGGCCUGCUCUGCUGGUGUGGUGGCACUGGGGCACGAAGGGUGUAUCUGUAGGAUUGGGCCAUGCCCUGCAUCAGCUGUGUCUCCCUGUGGCCUGUGCGGCCACCUGGGACAAAGCUAGGUGCUCUGGGGCCGCCUCCCAGGGAUUUAAGGAGAGCCCUGGAUGCUCACCUGGCUCUUGUGUGCUGAAGGCACCCCCCGAACAGCCCUCCCCUUGGUUCCAGACACGUCUUUCUAGAUGAUGUUUCACUGGAAUUCUACAAAUUAAGGCUUAAUACUUUAAAAUUAUACGUGCAUGUAGUUUAGAGAGUAAAUGAGUUAAAUGAGUUGUACAAAGUUAAUUAAGAAAAACAGUCAUCCCCAGUCACCCUCCAUCCCCUUUCCCAGACUCAUCUAUGCUGAUUCUUCUAGUAGAUUCUUUUGAUGUUGCUCUCUAAAUAAUAGACCUCUAUUGCUACUUGAUUUUUUAAAUGUUUAUGCAUUAUCAGCUUGCAAGAUGAGGAUUCAGGUCUGUCUGCACACACAAGUACCUGCUGUCUCACAGGUACACACAGGCACACACAUGCCCACCACAUAUGUACACACAUGCAUGCACACACACCCAGGGGCACGCACACACAUGUGCACGCACACACGUAUGCACACACUUCCUGCUUCCCCUCCUUCCGGUGUAGCUGCAGUGUUGUCACACUCUCAAGGAGACCAGGGCUUUCCUAAUUAGAACCAUAUGUGCUACUGGAAUCAGCCCAGUCAUAGGAAACCGGAAUGAUUUUCUUCUCUGCUCAACCUUUGGUUUUCCCUGGAGUUUGUAACUGCCUUUGUUUGCCUGGUGUUUUUUGUACUUCUUAGGAGCCUGAAGCCCUCCUCUAGCUCUCAGUCUCACGUUCCUUCACAUCAGCGGUUUGGCUUUUGUCUUCUUGAAGAAGUCUCUCUAGAACGUUCUCCUGGGGCCCUGUCAGUGGGCUGCCCUCCUUGCCUGGGCACAGCUUUUGCCCUGGGUCCCCUUCAGUUUCUUCUGGUUGCAGGCGGUCCAGGCCUUCUUCCCUCCUCACGGUUCCUGGUUCUGGCAGAGCUCACCCUCGAGUACCUCGCCGAGAAAACAUGUGUGGAGGGGUGGUCUGGGGACCCCCGGUGUUGGAAAUGGCCUCCUAUGGCCCUCACACUAGUUCUGCCCGCACUGAAGCUGUGGGGAUCUCCCCAGUCACCGUGGCCUCUGGUGCUGGAUGUGGGACUUGGUUGCCUGUGGACAGUCUCCUUGUCUGGGUGUCCCGAGGUCUCCCGGGGCGUGAGGGGCCCCUACCCAGCUUGAGUGAGCUCCGGCUGGGAUCCGUGUGAAUGCUGUUGCUGACGAUUCUCUUCCCCUGGCUCUCCUGUCCUUCUUUCUGAAGCUCCGCUUCCUCCGAUGGAGAAGUGCCUGUGCAGGGCCGGUGGUUUCCUCUGACUCCCCGUGUCUUCGUGCUCUGGUUUCUGGAGGCGCUCGCUCUGCCUGCCCCUUCUAUGGAGCUCUUUGCUGCUGCUCCCAGUGUUGACUUCUCGGUGCUCCUCUGUGUUCUCCGAAAGUCCCUUUCUUGGCGUCCCGUUCCUGUGCUGGGGCUGUGAACACAGCCUUUGUUAUCUGGGCUCGUUCCUUUGAGGGCAGUACAGAGAACACAGGCGUUGGAACCAGACUGCCCGGGUCUGAAGCCUUCUCCACCCGUUACCAGCUGGGGGACCUUGGGCAAGUUACCUCACCUCUCCGUGCCUCAGUUUCCUCAGCUGCAAGGUAAAGAUAAUUGUGGCCCCAGCCUAGAGGGUUCUGUGGAUGGAUCUGUGCGAGCAGUAAAGCGCCUGUGUGGUUGUCAUCAUGCGCCAAGAGGGACCUGUGGACCAAGAGGCACCUUGAAGGGGCUCUAUGGGGUUGCUGUUUGGGGGCUGGUGAGAAGCCUGGAGCAGCCUAGGGAAUGACUCAGUGUGGAGGCUGCUGGCCCUGCCAUCUGUAAGAAGAUGUCGGACGGAUCCAUCGCUGGCGGAGGUGGCCUGGGGAGCCGUGGCCCUUUCGGGGGACCUUCAAGACAAGGCUAUCAGCCCCUAGAGUGCAUUAGAUGUUGGACCGAGUAUGGAAUCCGCCAUUUCCCCUGCCCGUCGCCAGAGAGCAAGCUGCAGAACCCCUGUGUGGGGAAGGACGGGGAAGGUGAUUUGGGGCCGGCGGGCACACCUAUUGUCCCAAGGGCCAGGAAGCGAGGGCCUGGGGUUGCCCUUGAAGGCAACCGGAUGCCGGAGCCCACCUCAUCACCCACCACAUCACCCACUACUGGCCUGAGGAAGGACUUGGCUGCUGGGCCCCAUGGCCGGAUGGCGGGGCCCAGCGCUACCCGGGCCAAGAAGAGGAAGCCCAACUUCUGCCCGCAGGAGACCGAGGUGUUGGUGUCCAAGGUGAGCAAGCACCACCAGCUGCUGUUCGGCACGGGGCUGCUGAAAGCCGAGCCCACUCGCAGGUACCGCGUGUGGAGCCGCAUCCUGCAGGCUGUGAACGCGCUGGGCUACUGCCGCCGUGACGUCGUGGACCUGAAGCACAAGUGGCGGGACCUGCGAGCUGUCGUGCGGCGCAAGCUGGGUGACCUCCGGAAGGCGGCCCAUGGCCCCAGCCCCGGUUCCGGCAGGCCCCAGGCCCUGGCCCUCACGCCUGUGGAGCAGGUGGUGGCCAAGACCUUCUCUUGCCAGGCCCUGCCCUCUGAGGGCUUCGGUCUGGAGCCGCCCAGAGCCACCCAGGUCGAUCCGCGUGACCUCCAGGAGCUGUUCCAGGAGACGUCGGCCAACGUCUUCCGAAUCAACUCCAGUGUGACCUCCUUGGAGCGGAGCCUGCAGUCCUUAGGGACACCGAGUGACACGCAGGAGCUUCGGGACAGCCUGCACACGGCACAGCAGGAGACCAACAAGACCAUCUCAGCCAGCGCCACCACUGUGAAGCAGAUGGCCCAGCUGCUGCGCAGCUCCUGCCCGCAGGAGCGUCCUCAGCUGGACCGGCUGAAAACCCAGCUCUCGGAUGCCAUUCAGUGCUAUGGAGUGGUGCAGAAGAAAAUUGCAGAAAAGUCCAGAGCGCUGCUUCCCAUGGCGCAGAGGGGCAGUAAACAGCAGAGUCCCCAGGCCCCGUUUGCUGAGCUGGCUGAUGAUGAGAAGAUCUUUAAUGGGAGUGACAACAUGUGGCAGGGCCAGGAGCAAGCGCUGCUCCCGGACAUCACUGAGGAGGACCUGGAGGCCAUCCGACUGCGAGAGGAGGCCAUCCUGCAGAUGGAGAGCAACUUGCUGGAUGUGAAUCAGAUCAUCAAGGACUUGGCCUCCAUGGUGUCAGAGCAAGGAGAAGCUGUCGGGUCCAGCAGCAGCAAAGCUAUGUGCCGGCAGAGCUGCAGCCCCGAGCCGGCCACGGUGGCUCUGCUGCCAGGUGCUGGGCCGGGCUCCACGCCCCUGCGGCCAGGCCCCCACUCCCGCACCAAGACACGCAAGCCCAACUUCAGUCCCCAAGAGACGGAGGUGCUGGUGCAGAGGGUGAGGCGCCACUACCCGCUGCUGUUUGGGGCACUGCGGGGAACGCCUGCCCGAAAGCACCGUGUGUGGAGCCGCAUCCUGCAGGCAGUGAACGCGCUGGGCUACUGCCGUCGCGACCUGGGUGACCUCAAGCACAAGUGGCGGGACCUGCGAGGCGCUGUGCGCAAGAAGCUGGCAGAGGGGGGCCCCGCCCCUGGCCUCAUCCUCACACCUGUGGAGCACAUGGUAGCAGAGACGUUUUCUGCCCACGGUCCCCAGGGCGAGGGCCAAGCCACGGAGCCCCUGCCAACUGAUGAGGAGGACGAGACCCCCAGCUGCUUGUGGCUGCCCCUGAGGACCCUGGAAGGGCCCAGCCCGCCUGAACCUGACCCCCUGGACUUACGAGGAGUCUUCCAUGCACCCGCCUCCUCACCCUCCCCACCCGCUUCCCCAGCCUCCACCCCACCAGCAACCACACUCAUGGGGUCCUUCCAGCCUUCCUCGCCGUCUUCAACGCCAGCACCUCCCUUGCCCUCCAGGAGGACCCCAGUGGCAGCAUCUGAAACGUCCGCAUUUGAGCAGCGACUGCUGGACUCCCACCGGCGGCAGGGUGCCCUGCUCUCCUCCUGGGCCCAGCAGCAGAGCACACUCAUGGCCCAGCAGAACCUGCUGCUGCAGCAGCUGGCUGAGCAGUGCCAGCGUCUGGCCAAUGGUGUGGAGGCCCUCAACCGGACCCUCGAGAGGCUGGUGGAAGCACGCCCCACCAGAGAAGCCUCACCCUUCCUCCGGGACGCUGGUCCUGCCGGUGGAGUGGCCCAGGGGCCUGCCGGAGGCUCCCAGGACAGCCCCCAGGGUGCCCACUCAGGGCUUGAGGUCUUCUCAGGGAUGAUCUUGAAGGUGGAGGAGGAGAUAUAGGGCUGGUCAGGGGUGCUAGCAGAGCCAGAGAGCAGGAGCAGGGCCUCCAGUCUUUCCCCUGCCGAGUCCAGGCAGGGGAGAGGUGGCAGUGACUGGGUCUCCAGGGCGCCGAGACAGCUCGAGUCCAGGAGACCGGAAGGAUGAGAGGAUGUGGGCUGUGUACCUGUGGUGCUGCGUCCUUGCCAUUGCCUGUAGUGACCUGCAGGGAAAGUCUGCAGAGAGCCGACCUGUGAGGCUCAGUGGACCAGGUCUACUCAGGGAUGAUGCUGUUGGAGGCUCCAACCCCGUGUGGCAGUGGCUGUGAAGUCUGCAGCCCAGCGCCCCAGCAGGCAGCUGGAGGCAGGGGAGGUGGGGAAGAUGCACUUCGGGGCGCCCUGCUCACCGGAGCUCUGGAAAGGGUGGCUCGGCCAGGCCCUGAAAAGGUCCCGAGUGUGAUCUGGCGUGACUCCUGAAAGCCCCUGUCCCCUUCAUGGGCGUGUACACUCGGAGGGCAGGGCUUCUGUGUCCUACCUGAUUGUGGCCCAGGGGAACCACAUCCCAUGAGCCUGGAAUAAUUUCUCUCCAGUUUUCUAUGUUGUUAUAAAUACAUAAAGCUAUAUAUAUAUAUAUAUAUAUAUAUAUGCCCAUAUAUUACUUGGUACUGUAUGGGGCUGGGAUGACGUUUUGUACUUGUAGAUUUUUCUUGCAAAAAAGUAUUUUUUUACGUAAGCAUGAAAUAACUAAGCAGCGGCAGUGCGGCUGCCGAGUACCUGAGUUGGAGCCUGCUCCCCGGGCCUGGUGGGCCCCGCUGCUUUCAGCCUCGCUGCAGGGGUCCGGGCACGUCCCUGCAUCUUCAGAUCCUCUUCCUCCAUUACUUCCUUUGACUCUUGGGAGAUCCCUCGGCGGGACUACCCCAUCUCCAAUGCCUGCACAGCAGGGCACAGUCUGCAGCCCCCCAGCCUGGGCAGCUGUUGGGAGCGAGCAGGAGCGGGAGGCGGGACCAGCCUGGGCCUUGACUGGUCUGGGGCCUCCAGCCACAUCCUCUGCGGCCCCUGCCUGGCUCCCAGGGCCCAAAGCCUGUUCCAGGAGCAAGAUGCUGGCCGACUGGCCUGAGUGGGAAGCAUGCUGGUCCCAGCAGCUUCUGGGGAAGCUCUGGCACAGCCGAGAGUCAAGACUACAGCGUCCCUGAGAGCAGGGAGAGGGGCCUUUUCCUCGUUUUGCAUUUUUCCAUGGACCCAGCAGUGUGUCAGUAACUCUUGUCUAUGAAAGAACCUGAGGUGUAGCCACAUGUCCAGCUGCCUUCCGCGCACACCUGACCUCCCUCCAGGCUACCCCCUCUGUAGGUGCACAUGGUUCUGCUGUUGGUUUUAGGCGGGGCCUCCACUCUGAUGGUUCCACCUCGGGAAGGCUGGCUUUCCAUCCUGCAAAACCAGCUGACCUCAGCCCCAGCACCUCCAAGAAGCCUCUGUAGAUCUUCACUCUGGGUUCUUGUCCACGAAAAAUACCACCAUGGGCUGGGCACAGUGGCUCAUGCCUGUCAUCACAGCACUUCGGGAGGCUGAGGCAGGAAGAUCACUUGAGGCUGGGAGUCCGAGACCAGCCUGAGCAACAGCAAAACCUUGCUUCUACAAAAAAUAAAGUUCAAUAAAUAAAGAUACCCAGCACGGCUAA
Rhinopithecus roxellana (golden snub-nosed monkey) is the source of this 9911-nucleotide messenger RNA. It is a transcript of the gene TSNARE1, whose product is annotated as t-SNARE domain containing 1. Gene Ontology annotation, biological process: vesicle-mediated transport. Lineage: Eukaryota; Metazoa; Chordata; Mammalia; Primates; Cercopithecidae. Bases 5829 to 8261 code for a protein of 810 amino acids. The transcript is spliced from 14 exons. The record is from RefSeq and is a predicted model, not a curated record. Gene Ontology annotation, cellular component: membrane; nucleus.